This is a messenger RNA of Dibothriocephalus latus, 1110 nucleotides long. The record is from the annotation of a GenBank genome assembly. Lineage: Eukaryota; Metazoa; Platyhelminthes; Cestoda; Diphyllobothriidea; Diphyllobothriidae.
UCUGUCUUGACGGGCAUAAUCAACGUCUACUUUAACAAGCCAAAGGGUCUGCUCAACGCCAUUCACCUACAACAGAGACUUGAGACGCUGGCAAUUCCAGGAAUGGAGCAUGCGGAGCGCUAUCGCCAGAUCUGUAUGAGGCUAAUGAAUGAGAUAAAUGAGAUAACUGAGAAGGUGCACGAGCACAUUGAGAAUCCUCCACUGGAGAGAAAUAUGCCCUACUUUGCAGGCAGGAUAGCAUGGGCCAGAAAUUACUACCGUCGACUGGAGGAACCCAUGAAUGUAAUCUGCCAAAUGGCGGCCAAGAUCCUGCUGUCACCGGAGGGUCAAGAGCUCGUCAGCAGCUAUAAUGAUGUGGCGGGUCAUUUAGUGGCCUAUGAGAUCACCAUUCUGAAAAAGAUGAACGGACUCUCCGCCUCGCUGCUUACCUUCUCAGACCUGCCACAGCCAUUUGGUCGCCCGUAUGUAAACCUGGACCCCGAAAUCAUUGGCCUUCUUCGGGAGAUUGCCUGCCUGGACAAACUCCAGUGUCCUAUUCCGCCCCUGGCAGUGGAACUGUGGGCUCAAACAGACAAUAUCCGUCACAAUUACGAAAACCUGAAGUAUAUGUGCAUCCAGUAUGCCGAGGCAAUGGACGCGGUGCCGGCAUUCUGUAAGGUCAUGGUGGCUCCUACCCUCAUGAGCCUUAAUCGUACCCUCGAGCCAGGUAUGUACUUACACAACUGGCUCAGCAUUGGUGUGCCGAAAUACGUCCAGAGUGUCUUGGAUGAGAUAGACAGAUUCAAAGACCUGAUUAGACAAAUCAUUGACAUUCGCAAUAACCGGAUCGACAAGGUUAUCGGCGACCUGGGUCUCACCAAAAUGCUAGAUCUGCCGGGCCCGAAUGAUCCCUGUCCAGAAAUCAUGGACCUGGUGAGACUGACGAAACAGCAGACAACUGCGGCUACGGAGGGCAUGAACAAUCUCACUACUGCAGCCUUAAAGGCCACGGUGGAAAUGCUGAAUCUCCUGUUGCGUGACUACGAUCAAAACUCGGCGACUUCUGUGGGAUACGAACCCACUGCCAAAGCUAUAGCCAGCAGAGCUGCAAGAAGCCACCGGGAGCCGUAA